Camelus dromedarius (Arabian camel) is the source of this 2162-nucleotide messenger RNA. It is a transcript of the gene AMZ1, whose product is annotated as archaelysin family metallopeptidase 1. Gene Ontology annotation, biological process: proteolysis. The coding region runs from base 287 to 1777 and encodes 496 amino acids. The transcript is spliced from 7 exons. The record is from RefSeq and is a predicted model, not a curated record. Gene Ontology annotation, molecular function: metallopeptidase activity. Lineage: Eukaryota; Metazoa; Chordata; Mammalia; Artiodactyla; Camelidae.
CCUGCCCCUCGCACGUGCCAGCAAGCUUCUGGGUCUGGCAACGCAGGGCCUGCCUUCUUCCCCUCGGCUGGCCUGGCCACAUGGACGUGGGGACCGUGGCUCCCUCCACCGGCCCACGGGGCCCCUUCCGGGAAAGCUGGUGGCUGCAGGUGCCCACGGGCCUGGAGGCCUCCGAGCCGCUCGCUGCUGAAAAGGCCCGACACAGCGGGGGCUCCGGACCAGCUCGCGGCCUGGCCGGGCGGCUCGCGGGCAGCAGCGGGGCCUCCGCCGGGUGGCCGGGCCCGUCAUGCUGCAGUGCCGGCCGGCCGAGGAGUUCAGCUUCGGGCCCCGGGCCCUGAAGGAUGCCCUGGUGUCCACCGACCCGGCGCUGCAGCAGCUCUACGCGUCCGCCUUCUCCCCGGCCGAGAGGCUCUUCCUGGCCGAGGCCUACAACCCCCGCAGGACGCUCUUCCGCACGCUGCUCAUCCGCUCGGCCUUCGACUGGCUCCUCAGCUGCCCCGAGGCCCCCGAGGACUUCGAGGCCUUCCACGCCGCCCUGCCACCCCGGAAGCAGGGCCCGACGCAGAAGCACAUUUACCUGCAGCCCAUAGAUCUGAGUGAGGGGCCGGUGGGCAGCGCCCUCCUGGACCACCUGCGGAGCUGCACCGAGGCCUUCUUCCUGGGCCUGCAGGUCAGGUGUCUGCCCUCGGUGGCAGCUGCGUCCAUCCACUGCUUGUCGCGCCCCAGUCGGGACUCCGACAGGCUCCAACUGCACACAGACGGCAUCCUGUCUUUCCUGAAGAGCAGCAAGCCAGGGGACGCUCUGUGCGUGCUGGGCCUCACGCUGUCCGACCUGUACCCGCAGGAGGCCUGGACCUUCACCUUCGGCAAGUUCCUUCCCGGGCACGAAGUGGGCAUCUGCAGCUUUGCCCGGUUCUUGGGGGAACUCCUGCAGCUGGAGCCCAGCGCCCCUGACCCGGACCCGGUGGACGUGGCAGCAGAUGGCCCGGAGGUGCCCCUGCAGGACAGAGGCCGCACCAUGUGCUUCAGCGCCCUGGGGAUGGUCCAGUGCUGCAAGGCCACCUGCCAUGGGCUCUGCCACCUCCUGGGCCUGGGGAGCUGCCGCUGGCUCCGCUGCCUCAUGCAGGGGGCCCUCAGCCUGGACGAGGCGCUGAGGCGGCCCCUGGACCUCUGCCCCAUCUGCCUGCGGAAGCUGCAGCAUGUCCUGGGCUUCAAGCUCCUGGACAGGUAUAAGAGGCUGUACGUGUGGACUCAAGUGGCAGCGGGGACAAGGCCUGGCCUGGAGGCGGGGGAGCCGUCUGUGUCUGAGGACACCCCGCCCUGCAGCGCGGACUCGGGCCUGUGCUGUGAGAGCGACUCGGAGCCGGGCACCAGCCUGUCAGAGCCCCUCUCCCCGGAUGCCUGGAGCCAUGCCUUCCCUGCUGGCCCUGAGCUGGAGCCCGAGGAUGGGCUGGGCUCCCUGGCAGCCACCGAGGGGCCGGUGGCGGCCCUGGCGGAGCACGGGCGGUGGCUGGCGGCCUGCGUCCAGGCCCUGGAGAGAGAUGUGACAGAGGAUGAGCUGGCACAGCUGGACAGGGCGGUGGAUGGCCUGGCCCGCUGGGAGAUGUUCACCGGGCGGCUCCCGGCCCCCAGGCAGGGCCUGCCCUGCAGCAGAGACAGUGCGGGGCUGCGCAGAGUCCUGGGGGACAAGUUCUCCUCCCUCAGGAGGAAGCUGAGUGCUCGCAAGCUGUCCCGGGCCGAGUCCUGCCCCCGGCGCUGGAAGGCCGAGGACAAUUAGCACGGCCGGUGUGUCUUGUCCAGCGCCUGCCCGUCCCAGGACACCAGCUGCCCUGGCGCCGCGGGCCCACAGCCGCCAGGAAGGAGGUCUUGGGGGAAGCAGAGGGAGCACCGUGCCCCCCCACGCCCAGUCCCAACCCGUGGUGGUGGAGCCCAGCAUGGGGUUCCCGGGCCCCGGGAGGGCCGUCCUCAGCCCCACCAGACCUCAGAGUGGGUGGCGGCGAAGACACUUGCUCCUCCUGUGGCCUGGGGGCCCUGGGCCUCGGGUCCCUCCAGCCGUUCACAGCAGGAGCUCGGAGGCAGCCCUGGGCAGGGCGGCACAGUGGAGGUGGGCGGCCUCAUGCUGCCAACUCAGGUCCAAGGCCCACAGGCGGGGUCUCCAGUCA